AUGAAAUGGAUGGGAAGCGAGUUCGCUAAAGCAACAGAUAAAGGUUACCAGAGCAGGGUGGUUGGAACAUGUACUACGCAUGCCAAAGAGAGUCAUGUGCUUUUCAAGCCCUUGAUGGUGAAGGAUUCGUGGGAGGAACAGGGUGCAACACAGUACCUCGAGAUGAAUGAGGCCGCGGCUAGGCUGAGUGCAGCGACUGUCUUGUUGACGUCCGUGUAG
Molecule: messenger RNA, 219 nt
Organism: Opisthorchis viverrini
Lineage: Eukaryota; Metazoa; Platyhelminthes; Trematoda; Opisthorchiida; Opisthorchiidae
Exons: 1
Coding region: 1-219 (72 amino acids)
Source: RefSeq, a predicted model, not a curated record